AUUGUGUCCAAUAAGAUACAAAAACCAGAGCAGAUUUGAGUUCUGCUCUAACCGAACCUAUACACACGGCCUCCUAUCGCCGCCGCCGCCGCCGCCGCCGCGGCCCGGCGCCGCCACCUCCCCCGAGGGAGGAACCCUAAUUGGGUGGCGUGGUACCUUCCUUCGUCUCCACUAUGAGACGAUUCUUUGCCUCCAUUAAACAGAUGGUCAUCACCUCCGACCAUAUCCCGGCGCGAGGCUUCGCCUCUUGCCCCUCUUCCUUUGUCGAUUCUUCCUCCGAGGAGUCGGCCUCUCUGCCGGACAGAUUAAUCCUCGGCGCCGCUGCCGCUGAUCCCUCCUCGGAGCUCUCGUCCAUCCUCUCCCGCCCCGAUUGGUCCCGUAACCCUGACCUCCACCGGCUCGCCUCCACACUAUCGCCUCUCCAUGUUACCACCCUCCUGAAAUGCCGCCAUCUCGAUCCUCGCGUUGCUCUGGAUUUCUUCCGCUGGAUCGGCCGCCGCCCCGGAUUCCGCCACACGGUCGAUUCGUACUCUUCCCUGCUCAAAACCCUCGCCGGAUCCAACCUUCACCGCCCUGCGGAGGAGAUCUUGGUUUCCAUGAUUAGGUCAUGCUGCUCAACUGAUGCCGACUUGGUUCUUAAAACUUUCAAAUCCUUGCAUCCGACAGGUCUCACGCGGUCUCUCCGAUGCUAUAAUUUUAUGCUGAUGGCUCUUGCAAGGUUCCAUAUGAUUGCUGAUAUGAAGGAUUUGUACGAGCAAAUGCGAAAAGAUGAUGUAUUUCCCAAUCUUCAUACUUACAAUACGAUGAUCAAUGCACAUUGCAAGGAAGGGAAAGUUAUUGAAGCUAAGAUCUACUUGAACUACUUGUUGCAAGACGGAUUGGAUCCAGAUACUCACACGUACACCUCGUUCAUCUUGGGCUAUUGUGUGAGGGAUGACUUGAUCCGGGCCUGCCGGGUGUUCUUAUUAAUGCCUCUGAGAGGUUGUCCAAGGAAUGAGUUCACAUAUUCUGCCCUCAUUCAUGGCCUUUGUGAAGCAGGACAGGUAAAAGAGGGCUUGUCAUUGGUUCCCUGGAUGAAAGAUGAUGGGUGUUCCAUUGAUUUGCAUGUUUACACGGUGAUGAUUGGUGGCCUUUGUAAGGUGGAUAGGGUUGAUGAUGCAAAAAUGAUGCUGAAUGAUAUUUUAGAGCAUGGUCUGGUUCCAAAUGUUGUUACUUACAAUGUUUUGAUUGAUGGGUACUGUAAAAUUACUAAGGUUGACGAGGCCUUCUGUGUAUUGGAUUUGAUGCAGUCCAGAGGGUGUAAGCCAAAUGUAAGAACUUAUACUGAAUUACUUUGUGGGUUUGUUCGUCAGAGGCAAAUGCAUAAGGCAAUGGCUCUAUUAACUAAGAUGCUUAAGGAUGCAGUGCUUCCCAACCAUGUUACUUACACUGCAUUGAUUCAGGGAUACUGUAUGGAAGGUGACAUUAAAGGCGCCUUUAGGUUGCUGCAUUUGAUGGAGAAGAGAAGCUUAGUUCCCAAUGAGUGGACAUACUCUAUUUUGAUUGAUGCCUUAUGCAAAAGUGGGAAAACUGAAGAGGCUAUUGUAUUCUUUAGAUCUCUCUUGGAAAAUGGCAGAAAGGUGAAUAAGUUAGUUUAUACUGCAUUAAUUGAUGGGUUAUGCAAGGCUGAAAAGGUUGAUUUUGCUCAUGCAUUACUAGAGGAGAUGAUUGUGAAGGAAUACACACCAGACUCUCACACCUACAGUGCUAUAAUAGAUGGUUUGUGCAGGGACAAGAAGUUGCAGGAGGCGAGGUCCCUACUGUAUGCUAUGUUGGAGAAAGGAAUCCAACCAACAGUUGUCACAUAUACUAUUUUCAUCGAUGAGUUGGUCAGAGUAAAUGGAUCUGCAGAUGGAACCAGGGUUUUGGAGCAGAUGAUCUCUCUGGGUUGCAAACCUGAUGUAUGUACUUAUACUGUGCUUGUCCGAUCAUAUUGCAAGGAAGGAAGGAUAGAAGAUGCUGCAAGUAUGAUAACUGAAAUGAAAAGAAAUGGAGUUAUUCCUAAUACGAUUACGUACAAUACAUAUAUUGAUGGGUUGGUACAGGUUGGUUUCUUUGAUCAAGCUUUGCCUACUUUCAAGAUUAUGGUUGAAGAUGCAUGUGAGCCCAAUAACGAAACUUACUCUCUUUUGCUCAAAGUUCUAUUGAAAAAGAAGCAAGUUGAUGUUGCCUUUCUAAGUGAUGCUGAUAUAUGGGGAAAAGUGGGGAUCAAUGUAGUCUUACAACUUUUUGAAGAGAUGUCUAAACAAGGUUUCAACCCAACAGUGAAAUCUUAUAGUUCCAUUGUGGAUGCUUUUUGCAAGGUGUAUUGCUUGGAGGAAGCUAAGGGUUUGCUACUACACAUGCAAGAGGCCUGUAAACCUCCUAAUGCAGAUAUAUAUACCUCUCUAAUUAAUUGUUGCUGUAAACUAAAGAAGUAUUCAGAAGCACAAUUGUUUAUUGAUUCUAUGGUUUCAUGUGGUCAUUUGCCAUAUCUUGCAUCCUAUCAGUUACUGUUUUCUGGACUUUGUGAAGAAGGAAGCUUUGAUGAGGCUAAAUCAGUUUUCACUAGCUUACUCUCUAGGGGCUAUAGUUGUGAUGAAAUUGCAUGGAAAAUUCUCAUUGACACUUUACUUGAGAGAGGCCAUGUUGAUUUGUCCUUGGAAUUUUUGACUAUGAUGGAGGAAAAACAUUGUUUUCCUAGUCGUGAGAUAUAUACAACUUUGGCCAAGGAACAUUCAUAUGUAGUUAAUGACAGUAAAUGAAUUGUUGGGCUCCCUAGUGACUGACAUUGACUUGCAGAUUUUUAUAUAUCAAAGCUUCCUAUGUUGACAUUGGAUCAGUUCAAAUGGACAGAGCAAUUUGAAGAUUAUUUAAGCAAUGCAAGCGGUGUUGUGCAUUUGGAACGGAUCUUGAUCUUUGAAGAUCUCUUUCAAAGAUCCAAUUGUCAUUGUGUAAGCACCAACUGGGUUCAA
Zingiber officinale is the source of this 2993-nucleotide messenger RNA. RefSeq names its product pentatricopeptide repeat-containing protein At5g65560-like. The record is from RefSeq and is a predicted model, not a curated record. Lineage: Eukaryota; Viridiplantae; Streptophyta; Magnoliopsida; Zingiberales; Zingiberaceae. The transcript is spliced from 2 exons. Gene Ontology annotation, molecular function: protein binding. Bases 174 to 2783 code for a protein of 869 amino acids.